GACAUUUGACACAUUUGUUAUGAUAUUCUCGGUGUUGGAGUCCUGACUUCAAAAAUAAGUUUUCCAAUUACUUUCUUUUAUGACCGUAGAGAUUAACCGUCUUCAACAUGGAACGAAACUAUAAAGAGGACCAGACUAACGAAAUCGAAGCAUUGGAUUCCAUUUAUUGCGGCGAAAUGGAAAUUCUAGCUACAGAGCCUUUUCACCGCUUCAAAUUACCGAUAUCUACGGAGGAGUUUAGUACCGAUGAAGACAAUGGUUUGGCUUGUCAUUUAGUUUUCACAUACACGGAAAAAUAUCCGGACACGGCGCCACUUGUUGAAAUUGAAGAUGAUGUUAAUUUCGAGGAUACGUAUUCGGCAAGAUUAAUUGAUCAUAUUAAUGAGACGAUUACGGAAAAUCUUGGAAUAGAAAUGAUAUUUUCACUGGUUAGCAGUGCACAGGAAUGGCUCAAUGUGCGCUGGGAUGAACAUAAAAAGGAAGAGGAGAAUCGAUUAUCGGUGAAAAAGCUAGCCGAAGAGGAAGCCGAACGAAAGAAAUUCGAGGGAACGAGAGUAACGGUCGAAAGCUUUCUGGCAUGGCGCAACGAAUUCGAAUUGGACACGGGCAUUGCGGCGAAACGGGAAAAAUUGCUCGGCGACAAUAAGAAAUUGACCGGUAAGGAAUUGUUCUUGCGCGACAACACACUGAACGAGUCCGAUUUGAAGUUUCUGUUGGAAGCUGGCGAUCCGAUCGAAAGCGUUAAAAUUGAUGAAUCGCUAUUCCAGAAUUUGGAUGAUUUAGAUUUCGGAUCGGAAGAUGAUGACGAUGAAGAUUAUGUACCCGGGAAAGAUUAGGAUUUGAAUAAAUGUUAACGGUUACAAAAAAUGUG
This is a messenger RNA of Bradysia coprophila, 871 nucleotides long. Its product is annotated as RWD domain-containing protein 1. The record is from RefSeq and is a predicted model, not a curated record. NCBI's taxonomy places the organism in Eukaryota, Metazoa, Arthropoda, Insecta, Diptera, Sciaridae. Gene Ontology annotation, molecular function: protein binding.